AUGGUGUCCCUGGCGGCCUCGCGGCCGACUGCCGCUCCGACGGAGGCAGCAUGCUGCCUCAACAGGGAAGCAAGGGGUUCUGGAGCCACAAGCUGCGCUCAGCCUGCGAUUCAGCGCGGUUUUAGACCACGUAAAGUCACUUUCCUUAUAAUGCUGCCUUCGGGAGGGACUUCUGUUGCCUCCGUGCUCCUAGAAGAUCUUCCUCUCCUCACUGCCGCGGAGGCACAGAGGGCCUCUUUCGUAAACGGAGGAGGCGCAUCUGCUGUUGAGAGGCUGGCCAGCUCCACUUUGAUUCAGACUUCCCGCUGCGGUCUGUAUGUCCCGGGCCAUUUUCUUCUUUCCUUCGCGGCAGCGCGCGCGGGCAUCCACACGGCUGAUGCAGCGUCCAAGCUGCGCCUGGUGGUGCAGCAAAAAGAGGUAUAUCCGCAUACGUGCUUGCCUGUAGAAACAAUCUUAGGGACUGAAGCAGGAGCUGCAUUAGCUUCAGAUUGGGGAAUCGCCACACCAGCAGCAAUCGAGUCGAAGCCAACAGAAACGUCACCAGGGUCUCCACUAUGUUCGCUGUGGCUACUCCUGAGGCUGCCAGGAGGAAAGGGUGGUUUUGGUGCCCUGUUAAAAAAGCAGAGAAGGAAGAAAAGGGCGAAUUUCUCCAUUGAUGCUUGCAGAGAUCUAACUGGAAGGAGGAUCAGACAGGCCCAAGUGGUGACGCGCAUCAAAGCGUGGAUGGAGAAGAAGAGGAAAGAAGAUGCUCUAGUAGCCGCACUGACGCAAGGCACGCAGGAGACGGUACCGGAGGCCAAGCCAACUGUCUCACUAGAUGAUGCAUUUCUUUCCGAACAGUUGGCCCAGGUGUCGGAGAUGCCAUCCGUUGUUGCUCAUGGCCUGAAACAGCAAGUGGAACUGCGGAGAAAAUUGGAAGAGGAACAGCGCAAUCGAGCUGCAGCGCCACAAAACAGGGCACUGUUCUCCCAGUUGCGUGAUGCUGUAGAGCUCGACAGCGAGGAUGAAGAGUGGUCCGAUACAGAUGCAGACGAAGUGGGCCAAGUUGUCGAGCAGGACAGUACCACGAACAGUAGCAGAGGUUCAUCGUCUGAUAGCUCCAGCGGUGUCGCGUCCAAGGCUAGUGCCACUGCUGGCGCAAGCAGAGAGAGUCCCCUGACACGCUCAUCAGAUGCCAGUAGAUCAAAAUCGGGGACUGCAUGCAUCGGCAGCGCAAAGAAAUCUGCACCCGAGAGUCCCACAGUCGAUCCAGCAGCGGCGGCGCUCAUGCAGCAGCUGGAGCAGAUGCGCCUGAAGGCCGCAGCUGCACGGGAGGAAGAGCUUCAAAGAGAGGCAGAAGCUGCUGCCGAAGCAGCUCGGGCAGCAGCUCUAGCAGAGAAAGCUGCGGCGAAGAUAGCCGAAAAGGUGGCUAGAGAGGCGCAGCAGCUGGAUGUGAGCAGAUUCAACACCGCCGAAGAGCUUGCGAAGGCCGUGGAUGCUGCAGCCGGUAGCGCGGGAGUGUUGCCUUUUCUCCUGCUUGCAGACGGCUACACUUUGCGGAUCGUGCUUGUGUGGCUUCAGUUGUGA
Eimeria acervulina is the source of this 1566-nucleotide messenger RNA. RefSeq lists its product as hypothetical. The transcript has 5 exons. NCBI's taxonomy places the organism in Eukaryota, Apicomplexa, Conoidasida, Eucoccidiorida, Eimeriidae. The record is from RefSeq and is a predicted model, not a curated record. Gene Ontology annotation, cellular component: nucleus. Bases 1 to 1566 code for a protein of 521 amino acids.